Molecule: messenger RNA, 1927 nt
Organism: Nyctereutes procyonoides (raccoon dog)
Lineage: Eukaryota; Metazoa; Chordata; Mammalia; Carnivora; Canidae
Gene: GIMAP4
Product: GTPase, IMAP family member 4
Exons: 4
Coding region: 111-1100 (329 amino acids)
Molecular function (GO): GTP binding
Source: RefSeq, a predicted model, not a curated record
CGAAGUCUUCUUUGGAGAAAACCUGAGAACCCAUCAACUCAUUCAAAAGAAGAAUUGCCUUCAAAGUUAGAGAAGGGAGCAGCACCCAGAUUUUCCAGGAGCUCAUUGCAAUGGCAGCCCUGAAGUCCAGUGCAAGCUCCGGUGCCAGCGAACCCCUAAGCAGCUGCGGGCUUGGAUCCCAAGACUGCAGAGACUCACAACUGAGACUUGUCUUAGUGGGAAAGACUGGAGCGGGAAAGAGUGCAACAGGCAACAGCAUCCUUGGAGAGAAAGUGUUUCAUUCCAGCAUCGCAGCAAAAUCUGUCACCAAGGUCUGUAAGAAAGGGAGCAGCAGGUGGCAUGGGAGAGAACUCAUCGUCGUGGAUACGCCUGGCAUUUUCGACACCGAGGUACAGGAUGCUGACACGUGCAGAGAGAUUGCUCACUGCAUCCUCCUGACCUCCCCGGGGCCUCACGCUCUGCUCCUGGUGGUCCCGCUGGGCCGGUACACUCAGGAAGAACGCAAGGCCAUGGAGAAGAUUCUGCAAAUGUUUGGACCCCGAGCUCGGAGGUAUAUGAUUCUCUUAUUCACCCGGAAAGAUGACUUGGAUGGCAUGCAUUUCCAGGACUACUUAAAGGAUGCUUCGGAAGACAUCCAAGAGCUGGUGGACAUGUUCCGGGAUCGCUACUGUGUGUUCAACAAUCGAGCAACAGGAACUGAGCAGGAGGCUCAGAGAAUGCAGCUACUCACCCUGGUCCAGCGCGUGGUGAUGGAGAAUGAAGGAGGAUGUUACACCAAUAAGAUGUUCCAAAAGGCCGAAGAGGAGAUUCAGAAAAAAAUCGAAGUGUUACAAGAAUUUUACAGAGCAGAGCUAGAGAGACAGAGAGUGCAGAUAAGAGAGGAGUUUGGAAAGAAAAUCAGAAUGCUGGAGGAUAAACUGGAGCAGCAGAAACGACAGGAAGAAAUGGAGAUGAAGUUGGCAGAGAGGGAGGCUUUCUACGCUCUAAAGCAGCAGAAUGCCAGAAAUGAAGUGGAGAGUGAAAGUGGGAUAAUUGAAAUCAUCACGAAAGUACUGGAGAUGGCUUUCCAUGUUUUCUUCUACCUAUUUAAGGAAGAUUAAACUGAAUGAAAAGAUCUCCUUAUUCCCUGUGUGUUUCCUGGUGGUCCUGCCCCACCUCUAUCCCCCAACUUGUUCACCAAAGUCAGAGUGCUCCGAGUUGUGUGUCCCAGGCUCUCCCAACUAAAGUGUGUAAUAAAGCUCACUGUCAGCAAUUGGUAGAGGUCUGGUUGACUUAACAGAGGAGGGAUGAAUUCUCAGUUUGUGGAACUCCAAAGCAGAAAGGACUGAUGCCCUCUACCUCGUGAAUUCUUCAAAGAAGAUGACCUCAAACUUUCUCUAUUGCUCCCUCAUAAAAGUUUCUCCUCUACAUCCUUUCUAGAUUGCUGGAUCAUCUCCCUCUGCUGCUUCUACCACUUAUUUUUGCCCUUAGGACAUAGUGAUGAUAACCUUAGCCAUAGGGGUGGUUAGAAAGAUCAGUUCUGUGUGUUGGGUAAUCUAUAGAUGGAGAUACUUAUGGAAUUCUUUCCACAUGAUUGGAAAUAUGUGUUUAAUUAUAUUUUUACAGAAGGACUCAAAUUUUUCCUUACCAUCUGCCCCCUGAAGAACAAUGGGGCAUCUGGAAAAUAGAUCUCUCAGAACUCAACUAAGUAAAAUGCCAGAAAGAGUGGAUGAAAGAGAUUCAACACAUAAGAGAGCAAUGUUCAAACAUCUAUAGCAGCUCUUUGACCAACCUCAAUGCAAAAAUAUUUGCUGAAUAACCACUUUUCCUUGUGAAACCAAUUGUUGCCAUCACAUCUUGAUUGUUUACUGCUUACUUAUUGCUUUGGAGGUCAUCUGCACAUUGCCCACCCCCACCCAGUUGAAUUGUUUGUUUACUGUUACUACAA